This is a messenger RNA of Haliaeetus leucocephalus (bald eagle), 1605 nucleotides long. RefSeq names its product TATA box binding protein (TBP)-associated factor, RNA polymerase I, D, 41kDa (gene TAF1D). Bases 90 to 1145 code for a protein of 351 amino acids. The record is from RefSeq and is a predicted model, not a curated record. Gene Ontology annotation, cellular component: nucleus; RNA polymerase transcription factor SL1 complex; nucleoplasm. The transcript is spliced from 10 exons. Gene Ontology annotation, biological process: regulation of DNA-templated transcription. NCBI's taxonomy places the organism in Eukaryota, Metazoa, Chordata, Aves, Accipitriformes, Accipitridae.
AAGGGGUCUGUGUGGCGUGCCAGCUGUGAAGAACAGAGCUGCAGUAGAGGCGGUGAAUGAUGCUGAGCUGCUGACGGGCAAACUGAAACAUGACUGAUACAGAUGAAUCCCAGGCUUCUGCCUCUGAUUACCCUGAUGCCCAAGAGCUAAUAUGCAGUUUGCAGAAGGAACCAUAUAAGGUACAUGCAUGUGAAAAAAAUACGCGAAUGGAGUGUUCACGUUCAAGGCAGAAGAAUGCUGUUCCUGAGGAGUCUUCAGAUGAGCUUAACAGUAUAUGUAAAUCAUCAGCUGCUUCAGCUGAGAUUUUACUGGACAGCAGUGAUUCAGAAAUUGAUCUCUCUGCUGCUAGUGGCAGUGAGUACCAUCCUAAGUGCUCCGUUGCACUUUCAAAGCAAAAAAGGACAUCUCAAUCUUCAAGGCAACAAGCUGAAUCUGUUGCAGGAGUGCCUGACAACGAAAGCUCUUCAGAUUCUUCUCUGUCCCCUGCAAGUGCAGUGAAAUCAUCGGAAACUUCCAAGAAGAAGUCAAAACUAAACUUGAAGGCCAUAUUUGCCUAUCACUUCAGGGGAAAGAAGUUUAAGGCUGCUGCACACCGAAAAUACAAGGGUGGCUCAGGGAAGAAGAAGAAGAAAAAGUAUGAGAGCACAGGGAUGCCUACGGGGAGGCCGCCACUGACAGCCUCACCACAAGAGCAAAAGAGAAGGCUUCUAGACAGAGGUUUUCAAUUCCCUUUUGUUGAAAAACAUUAUGGGAUGAAACAUAUUCCCUUAAAGAUGGUUCUUGGCUAUGAGCAAGCAGCUACAAAGGGAUAUUUCCAGUACAUUGAAGUGCUUAAAUAUGAGGAACAUCUUAAAAAAGCUUUAAAAGCCCUUCAGGCUAGUGAAGACUUAGAAAGAGAAUGUCUGGCGGUACGAAAACACAAAUACUUAGAUGAUGAGGGCCCCAUUUCCCCUAUUCAGGAGAUGAAUGAUGAUGAUGGUGAUGACAGCUUGAAUUCUGAUAAUCAAGAAGUCCUUGAUGCCAGAGUAGUGGAGAACAGCUCUUUCAUUAUAAGCAGCAAAAUUCCCAGUAAGAAAAAAACAAAGCCAGAAACAAAACGUGCAAAGUCAACUGAAGUGAUCGAAGUAGACGAGGAAGAAGAGUAGGCUGCUGAGAACUCUGGGCUUCUGCAAGGUUCACCUCAGUGAACAGAAAACUGAGAAAUGAGGUGGCAGUUGUCACUCUUCAGAUACCUUUUUCAUGGCCUACUUGGUUUAAAACAUUGUCCUGAAGUCAAUGUUGAGCUAUCAACCAAGUAACCUAGUCAGAUUUUGUUUAAGGCAUCUACCUGAGAAAUACUCUCUGGCUUGAAAGACUCAUCCUGGAUCUAGGAGUGGGGUUCUUGCUUGUUUGUUGCUUUUGGAAGAUGAAAUGCCACUCAGUUUUCUUGAUGUGCAAGAUGCUGCAGCUGAACACGCCAGCUCUGCAGCAGUGAGCAGUUGUAACUUUGACUGCUUGAAUUCUUAUGGCUGUUUGCUGGCCUUCUGAUGUACAAGUAUUACUUUGGUGGACUUCCAUGGAACAUGUUAGCAAAAGAUGGGCAUUCCUGUGAUGUCUGGCACACAG